Molecule: messenger RNA, 2070 nt
Organism: Sabethes cyaneus
Lineage: Eukaryota; Metazoa; Arthropoda; Insecta; Diptera; Culicidae
Product: phenoloxidase 2-like
Exons: 4
Coding region: 1-2070 (689 amino acids)
Molecular function (GO): oxidoreductase activity
Source: RefSeq, a predicted model, not a curated record
AUGGCUGAGCCGAACAAUCUUCUAGCCCUUCUCCAGCGACCGUUGGAGCCCACAUUUUUGCCAAAAAAUGAGGGAAAAACAGUCAUUGACCUCCCCGACGAUUAUCUUACCGAUCGUUAUCGUCCUAUUGGUGCUGAACUGCAGUCGCGCUUUUCGGAGGAUGCUGAACAGAGGAUUCCGAUCCGUAGUGUUGCUCCCCCGGAUCUGUCGUUUGCAAACGGAAUCGAUCGACGAGGCGCAUUCUCGCUGUUUGUACCGAAACAUCGGGACGCCGCAGCGGCUUUGAUCACCUUGUUCAUAAACCAACCGGACAUAACCGCCCUGAUGAGUGUUGCCACCUACUGCCGUGAUCGGUUGAAUCCUGUGCUGUUCCAGUACGGUUUAGCCGUGGCUAUUCAACAUCGACCAGAUACGAAGGAUGUCAACAUCCCAUCGAUUGUUUCCCUAUUUCCGGAUCAGUUUGUAGACCCGGCUGUGUUUCCAAAACUGCGCGAAGAGGGAUCCGUUGUUCAGCAAGCUAAUAGAAUGGUAAUUGAUGUUCCACCGAACUACACCGCUUCCGAUCGAGAGGAGGAGCAGCGCCUAGCGUACUUCAGAGAAGAUAUCGGUGUCAAUAUGCACCAUUGGCACUGGCAUUUGGUAUAUCCUGGCGAUGGGCCAGAUGCCGUUGUGCGAAAGGAUCGUCGGGGAGAACUUUUUUAUUACAUGCACAGCCAACUGAUUGCACGUUUCAAUAUUGAACGGUUUUGCAAUCAGCUGGGUAGCGUCAAGCAUUUCAAUAACUACCGUGAGACUAUCCCACAAGCUUACUUCCCGAAAAUGAUUCGAAGUUCAAAUAAUCGCUCGUACCCUGGAAGACACGCCAAUAUAACAUUGCAGGAUGUGAAUCGUAUCGAUAACGAUACAAUAGUUCAGAUCAACGAUUUGGAACGUUGGCGUGAUCGGAUCCUGGAAGCAAUUGAUCAAGGAUUUGUACUUGAUCGCUCUGGAAACCAAAUCAGGCUCGACGAAGUGAAAGGAAUCGACAUCCUGGGUGACAUAAUAGAAGCUUCUAGUUUAACUCCCAACAGGCAGUUGUACGGAAGUCUGCAUAACAUGGGUCACAACGUGAUUGCAUACGUGCAUGAUCCAGAUUAUCGCUACUUGGAGGAUUAUGGAGUUAUGGGUGAUGUUACAACGGCAAUGCGCGAUCCCAUUUUCUACCGUUGGCAUGGUAUGAUUGAUGAAAUUUUCCGCCGUCAUAAAGAUCGCCUAGCUCCGUACACCGCUGCCCAGUUGUCAUUCCCUGGUGUCACGGUUAACUCUGUAGGUGUUCAGUUGAACCGUGCCAAUACACCGCCCAAUGUUUUGCUGACCUAUUGGCAGCGGUCACAAUUGGAUCUUGCUUCCGGACUGGAUUUUGGACCACAGGGUAAUGUAUUUGCAUCGUUCACCCAUCUACAGCAUGCUCCAUUUUCGUUCCGCGUGGAAGUCAACAACGAUACCGGGGAGAUGCGUCGUGGUACGCUGCGAAUUUGGAUCGCUCCCAAAGUGGACGAGCGUGGCACUCCUCUAUCGUUCCGUGAACAACGAUUAUAUUUCGUGGAAAUGGAUACCUCCACUGUAACUUUGAGCCCUGGUGUAAACACUAUCGUGCGUCGAUCGGAUCAAUCUAGCGUUACGAUUCCAUAUGAGCGUACCUUCCGUGCCGUUGGAUCAAGUUCGAUGCCCAGCGAUCCAAAAGCGCUGGCUCAAUUCCGCUUCUGUGGAUGUGGUUGGCCUCAACAUAUGUUAAUACCGAAAGGAGCUGCCGGUAAUGGUGUUCAAUUCGAUAUCUUUGCCAUGGUGUCGGACUAUACGAAUGAUGCUGUCGUUCAGCCAACCCAGCAAGAGGGACCAUGCGAUGAUGCUCACUCGUUCUGUGGCCUACGGGACAAACUCUAUCCGGACAAGCAAGCCAUGGGAUUCCCCUUCGAUCGGUCGACGCCGGCUGCGAUUGCCACCUUGCAGGACUUUAUCAGCCCCAAUUCCAAUAUGCGAACGGGAACCAUCCAGGUGAAGUUCAGCAACACAACCAUCGCUCGUACUUGA